CCAUUAGCAGAAUCGAGCCAAGAGAUGGGUGGUCCACCGUACGAUUGCCUGAGCAACCCACUAGGAGCCGUCCGAUUCGCCUUCGAGAAGGCGAUGGCGUCGGGCUCCCAUCCCUCCGCCUUCGGCGGCAAGGACUGGGGCGCUCUCGACCUCUUCCGCCACUUUCUUUCCGAACAAUCCGCCCUCUCCCAGGUUCCAAUUCUUAAUCCUCAGACUAUCAGAUUGGUUCAACCCAACACUCUUGUUCGGUAUCGGGGAAUGAUACAGGACAUGUUGGGAAAUGAAUUUUAUGUCGGUGCUUACAAGGAUGGGUCGUCAUGGAGGACAAACAAAUUUGCGGAUGUCUCUCAAUUCCCCAUGUGCUCUUCCCCUGAUAUGUGCGUUUGGGAACGCCGGCUGCUGUACUGUGUUCCGGUUCCAGGACAGAGUUCUUGGACUAAAUCUUCAUAUCAACCACAAUUAAAUCAAGGCAUGGAGUCGUCAUCCCAAAAAAAAGAGAAGCGCAGGAGACUUGAUGUUGAAGACAUGGAUAGGAUAACUGAUGAUGAAUUAGAAACCUCUCCAUCAGCUAAAAAGAUGAGAGAAGGAGAUUGUUUCCCUUCUUCAGAGUUUAGGGCUUCAGUACCUGAGGGCAAUUUUCCCCGUACAUGUACUUUCCUGGAUGUUGACAAAGAUUCCCUUCCUUGUCUAGUAAAGAUCUAUGAUUCUCCAGAGUCAGAGUUGAAGCUGAAUGAUAUUUUUGAGUUUAUUGGGGUCCUCACCUUUGAUUCUGAAUCUGAAGCUGCGACAAAUGAUUAUGAUGAGGUUUCAAACAGUUUUUCUGAUGAUGAAUUGGUCCAGUUGCCUCCUAACAAGGUUCCACGGCUACAUUGUCUUAUACACAGGAAGCUUGCAGUUCACGACUUUCUGCAAAGUUCUCCAAUAUUGGAGGUAAACCCUCAUAUAGUGAAAGAGAUAAGGGAAGCUUUGUUGAGGCAUCUUACGGCUGUUCUGGGUGAUGAUGGAAUAGCAGCUCAUUUUGUUUUGUUGCAUCUUCUAUCCAGGGUGCAUAAUAGAGUGGAUGAUGUUGCUGUGGGAAAACUUUCAUUAAAUCUCAUUGGCUUAAGCAAAGAAAGUGUCUCUGUGUUCGGCACUCGUCUCAGCAACGUUGUUGAAAGUCUUCUUCCAUUCACACAUUGUUUACCACUUAAGCUGGAGGAUCUUAAUGCUGCCUCGCUUGCUCCAAAAAAGGAUUAUCAAAUUAACAGAUUGAGGCCUGGAGUUCUGCAGAUUCCAGAGGGUUCACAUUUAGUUAUUGAUGAAACCCAACUUAAAGCAGGAUCACUCGAUGCUGUUGGUGUUGAGAAUGCAAGGUUGCUGAAAAAUCUAACGGAGUUCCAAAAGGUUGAGUACGACUUUCAGUAUUACAAGUUGGAAAUGGCAGCUGACAUCCAAUUACUUAUUUUCUCUGAUGGGAAAUCAAAUAUCCUUCCUGCUGAUAUAGUUAUACCUUUUCAACCUUCUUCUGUGGGUUCCUAUAAAGAAGUGGCCACAGAAGCGCUGGAGGCUUGGAGAUGGUAUUUGGCUACCGUUAGAUCUUUACCACAUUCAAUUGAGUCAGAUAUGCAGAAGGUUGUAGAAGAUGACAUGGUUGCUGCAAGGCAAGCAGAUCAAAGCUUAGGCAGCCAAGAUUUUAGCCGAUGGUUGACAAUGGGCCGUCUAAUGUCUUCGAGUUUUGGCGAAACCUCCCUGUCGAUGGAACACUGGCAAAUGGUGAAGGAGUUGGAGAGGCUGCGAAGAGAGAGACUCAAGUUGAAGUAACUUUUUGUAACUAAAAGUAGCUUUUCUACUUGUUAGAUGGUUUUUAUUGUACAUGUGUCGACUUGUCCAUGAAACUCUCGCAAUGCAAGCAAUCAAGCAGGAUACAAUGCCAAUAUUUGUCAUGGAGAAAACUCAAUUUCCAAAGUUUCCACAUUAUUCACUGUUGCAACAAAUUCAACCUGAUAGG
Rubroshorea leprosula is the source of this 1987-nucleotide messenger RNA. The record is from the annotation of a GenBank genome assembly. Lineage: Eukaryota; Viridiplantae; Streptophyta; Magnoliopsida; Malvales; Dipterocarpaceae.